AUGCCGCCCAGACGAAGUUCUCGCAUCAACAGAAGCGCCAGUGAGGAGCUCACAGACGACCCGUCUGGAUCCAUGUUCACUGGCGCCGCUGUUCAGACCAAUCUCCCGCCCAUUCCGUCACGCUUCAGCACAGCAUACGGCUCCGAUGUCACACCGCCGCGUGUCUUGGGUGCCAGGAGAGGCGAACAACGCUCUAUUCUGAAUGUCAUCGAUGAUAUCCUUGACGCUGAUGAGAGCGACGAUCUCGGUGCAGACGUGGUAGUGGACGAGCCUGAACCUACUCCGAAGCCGGUUCAGAAACGCUCCACGCGCCAACCUGCACCACGAUCUUCCGCGCCACCAACAGCACCAGGCCAAGCAAGCACCUCUGCACCAGUACCAGCACAAGUUCAGGCUUCCACGUCAACAUCGAAGCGCACCGGUCCAGAAAACCUCAUCACACCAUCCAAAGCCAAGAGUCGCGGGCCUAUUCGCGCCAACGCACCUACCCCGCAACGUUUGGCUGGCCAUCUUAUGCCCGUUGCGCCGACAGUCACGCCACAUAGAGGCAUACUUGCCGGUUCUGGUGAUCUGCCAGGAAGCAGCGCCCCAACCUCUAAUCCUGUCCCUCAAGUACCACCUACGAGCAGCCCUUUUGGACGCACUCCCGGGAUUGAUCAAGAUCCUCGAAAGUUCUUCGGAGGCACAAACACGCCAGGUUCCUCGGUUCUCACGUACGGCGAGGAGGUAUCGUUGUUCGGGGCUGGAGGAGUAUCCCACGGCGGGUCUUCCCAAGCAAGCCCGACGCCUGCUCGCAACCUGCAGGCCCAUCCCGGCUCACAUAAUAAUAAAACUCCGACAAGCAGCCUUGCCAACCUCUACCCAAAUCUGCCGGCCACGACUAGUGGUAUCACAGCGGAUCAUGCCUCGCAGGUUUCAAAUCCUCCUAUACUCAUGCCGUCUUCGGUGAAGAAUACUGCGACACAUUCAACCCGACCUGGGGAAAGUGGGCUUCAAACUGAGGGAGCGCCUGCGUCCAACCCUCCCUCAUCAGCCAGGGCCUCACUAAAAAACCCGGCAACAGCACCGAAGGGAAACGUUGGGAGCUCCACAAAUUUCCCUUUAGCACCAGCACCCAGGGCGUCAAGUGAAUCCAGAGAGUCGCCAGAUGAACUCGCCGCCAACAUGACGACGUCGAAAGAGCAGCAUGAUACUGCGCCUCAUGGAAUUGAGACAACUGUACUGCCUGCGGCAACGCGUGCGCCUGCGGGAAAGAAGGCCCUCAAAACCAAGCCAGUGGUACAGCAAAAGAAUGUUGCGCCCAAGAAGCCUGUCAAGAAACAUCAAUCUGGCCCAAUUCCUGCAACGUCGAAGCCCCCGCCUCAGGACCCCCUCAUAGUUCAGGCUAGGAAGAACACAACGGCCGGGAUACCUGCUCGGCAAGCUCAACCUGCGCCAUUGCGAACAAGACAGGCCUCCUCUCUUUCGAAUCAAGUGUCUCGGAAACCCCACGCCCACACUCACGAUGUCGAUACCGAGUUGGAACUCACAGAUGAGAGUUUUGAAGAUGAGAACCCUCAGACAUGGGCAACAUGGUGGAGUUCGCUAUCUCAAUGGUUUCAACCCCGCAGAGAAGCUGACACCGAAGACGAUGACGCCGUUGGCAGUGACAAAGACAACGAGUCAUUAUUGCGCGAUGAUGCAGAGCCGGCCUCGACGUCUGCAUUAGAGUGGUUGUGGCACUGCUUAUCAUGGUACUUCACAGCUUGCUUUUCAUGGCUGCAUCAAGUCUAUUCAUCGCUCCGACGUGCAGUCUCUCGGGCCACACGAUUCGCGCUACACACUUCCUUCAAGUGGAUACUACUCGGCCUGGGUUCUUUGGCUGUCGCCAUGUUUUUACACUCUGUCUUGUCUCCAUCUCCUUUGGUAGACGGCAUUUGGGAGAAUGACCGCGAAAGCACACGGCUUCCCUUCUAUUGGCAUGGGUGGAGUCUCUCGGACAUGACUUGGAAUUUGGGACAAUUCCUUCCGCUCGCUCUUGCUCGUCCAUCGACGCUCUUCGCAUCGGAGGAUGCGAGAGCAUACGAGGAAAAGCUCCGCAGUUUCAGCCACGAGAUGCAUCAUCUCAAGGCUUCGAAGGAUCUACACGAUGUGUCACUCGCCAAGCUCGAGUCCUUACUCCCGAAGAUCAUCCACCUCGAGCUUGGCCAAAAUGGAAAGCCACGCAUUGCUUCUGAAUUCUACUAUGCUCUUCGCGAGUUGAUGAAAAGAGACAAUGAAGUGUUCACCUUCGAGGCGGACAAGGCCGGUUACGUCCACAUCCCCGACGCCCACUGGCAGGCAAUCAAGAGCAAGGCGAAUAGCGAAAGCUACUUGGUCACAGAGAGCAAGACACAAGAACCAGCUCUCUCACGUGCUGAAAUCCAGCAGAUGAUCAAGUCUGACACGCCAAAUGCCUGGACUGAAUGGGCAAAGAGCAACAGGCAGAAAGUGGCCGAUGUUGUCAAGAACCACCUGCCGUCAUCCGAGCCGCCCUCGAGUGGGUCUGGCGCGUUGCCCGCAGACUUGGAUGACCGCAUCGAGGAGGUUGCUCUACAGCAUAUUGCUCGACAAAUCGCGGAUGAGAACACCAGUCUGGUGACGCGUCGGAACUUCAUGUUCCUCAUCAAAGAAGAGUUCGCCAAAGAUCACGGCCACAUCAGUAACGAAGCGCUCGUGCUCAAGGACCAGGCAAAGGCAUAUGUGGAGGGUCUUCUCAGAACAAGCCUCGAAAACAACCGUGCUCUCAUGGGCCUGUCUCGGGACGAGGUCCUCCAUCUGGUGAACAGCCAAAUCCGUAAGGUCAUUGCAGACGCCGGUAUCAAGGCUUUCGCAGAUGGCAAGAUUGCCGCCGAGUGGGAUCACGACCUUCGAGAGCGGGUCAACUUUUUGAACCCCAAUCUCGGUGCCGUUGUCAGCCCGGACACAACACCCACGCACAAGCUUCGAGGGUCCAGGCGCUCCUCGGAUGGACAGACGCCGGGGACUGUUGGUGUGGCAGCACAACAUACAGCCACGAGGGGACGCCACAGGGCGUCGCUCUCAAUGUCAUUCUCGGACACCGCAUCAAGCCCGAGUACCUUGUCAUUGACCACAUUCUGCCCGGUGCGACGCUGGCGCCGGCUGCGCGACCCCGACAGAUUGAGCUCUGGGUGA
Verticillium dahliae VdLs.17 is the source of this 3174-nucleotide messenger RNA. RefSeq lists its product as uncharacterized. Bases 1 to 3174 code for a protein of 1057 amino acids. The transcript is spliced from 3 exons. Lineage: Eukaryota; Fungi; Ascomycota; Sordariomycetes; Glomerellales; Plectosphaerellaceae. The record is from RefSeq and is a predicted model, not a curated record.